AUGCGGGUGUUGUGAACACAUGAACAUGUCGAAAUGUCACUAAUACGGUUGUGCUCGUUUCCCAAAUUACUGUCCGCUAGAUUCAUGUUAGAAAGAAGUGUUCGAUUCGGAUUAAAUACAGAGCAGUGUGAGCGCUGUGGCAGGCUGAGGAAUCACUACAUAACAGCAGGAGCAGAUAAUCCAUGGUCAACGCUACAUCGGAGGUACUACUCUGCUGUCCCAAAAAAGGAUGACGGAAAAAGGCGUUCAUGUGAACAGUCUCAGCUGUUGGAUGUUCUUGAGGCUCGGAUCCAGCAGUUACAGUCUGACACGGUGUUGGUAAAACGUUCAAAGGUUGAAUUUGUUAAAGUGCCACAUGGAGAAAAGAAACCGACUCCUGCAAAGACUCAGAAAACAGAACCGCCGAGAGCAGCUCAGUCCAGUAAAAAAGGAGCCACUGCUGAUAAUCCGUCCUCCAAAACCCACACGAGUCGCUGGAUCGAGAAACUCAAGCUCGAGAAAUGGAACAAAACUAAGAAGCAGCAGAAGCUCCAGGACAAAAUGGGCACUACCAAAAACAGUAAGGGAAGUCUGAUGCUUCCCGCCACAUCUGUGAAAACCAUCUCAACAUCGAAAAAGAACAAACCAACCAAACAAGACCCUGCCAAGUUUACCAAGUCUACUAUAAGUCAGAACAAAAACAUAAAGCAAAAGCUCUCUGAAGCUUCCACAUCUGCAGAUACUAAAGUUCCAGAAGAACUUACUAGAGAAUCAGAGCUGGCUGAAGUGGAAGAACUUGAAAUUAAUAAUUAUUGGAACCCUGCAAGUUCAGAGAAGCUUUUGGAAGAUAAAGAAGGAAACCGGUACAGUGAUGCUCAGCUGAGCGUUCGCUGUUUUCUGGAGGCUUGUGUGUUCACGGGGGAUGUGGAGCGAGCUCAGCGCUGCCUGAUGUACCACCACCGACACCUGAACAAACGCAAAGCGCUCUCCAUCAGUACCUACAACAUCAUGAUGCGCAUGUGGUCCAAAAAGGGAUCUGUGAAUCAUGUCAGUCGAUUAUUCAUUCUGCUGGAGGAAGCAGGGCUGAAGCCCAACCUGGCAUCUUACUGCGCCGCUCUGGAGUCUAUGGGGCGAAACCCCGAGUCCUCUACACGCACUAUUAACAGGUGUCUGCAGCAGAUGACCGAGGACGGACUGUGUGUGGAUGAUUUGUUUAAGCAGCACGUCUUCAGACAGGACGAGAGAGACAUGGUGCUGAGGGCCAUUCGUACCGUACAUCUUGAUUAUGAACCGCACACGCCCACAGAGCGCCCAUUCUGCUCCCUACCACUGGUGAACGACUUCUACACCAAGAGAGAAGAAACUACAUUUCCCAAGCUAAACUUUAGCCUGGCUGAGCUACAAGAGCGCUUCAAGAAUCAGCUGGCAGUGGAGCAGGCCAACACUGUCACCAUCAACUCUGUGGAGGCCAUCAAACCCGUCACUCAACACAUGGCCAAGAUGCGGGCGCUGUUGGUGGAGCAGCGUUCUCAAUGGCACCAAACCCUCCUGCAGGCUUUCAGAGAGAGCAGACUGGUAUUAGGUGGCAACAAUCAGAGAAACUGGAGGACGAACAUAUAUCCAUUCCUCUGCAUCCUAUGUGAUGAGGAUUAUGUCAACGUCAUGCUACAGGGUUUGGCCAACUUACCUCCCAGUGGAGAGUCUCUGCUCAUCAUGGCUAAGGAGCUGGGUACCAGAAUCCAUAACAUGUACUGCAUCAAGCAGAAAAGCCACAGCCAGUUAGUGGAGAAACUGGGCAACAUCUACAAUUCAUACGUGCAAUUGCUCACUAAAGAGACACAGGGCAGUAACGUGUUGCCGCGAGAAUACUGGAGCACCCUGGAAGAGGAGCAGAGUGCCGGACCCUCCCUCCUCACCGAUGACACGCCCUGGCCACACAUGCUGGUCAUUCAGCUGGGCAGCUUCCUGGUGGACCUGUUGGUACGAGAGCUCAAAAUCAACAGCGACAUCCUGAACCCAGCGCAGGAGAGGAAGCUCAUCCCUGUUCUGUAUCACAUGUACACGUUCCGCAGCAAUCGACAGAUCGGCUUUAUUAAGCCGCACCCAAUCCUGACUCAAAUCCAGUCUGAGGCCAUGGAGACCAAGCUGACUUUCGACUCAUAUGUGAUGCCUAUGCUGUGCCCACCAGUGCCCUGGACAUCUGCCAAAAACGGAGCCUAUCUGCUGACGCCUACCAAGCUGAUGCGCACCAUCGAGGGUGCCAUCCAGCACCAGCUGUUACUGGAAAAGUGCCAGCAAGAGGAGCUGCAUGCUGUACUGGACUCCCUCACCCAGCUAGGCAACUGUGCCUGGUCGAUCAACAAGCCCCUGCUGGACAUCAUCAUUUCAAUUUUUAACAAUAAGGGCAGCGAUAAGCUAGACAUCCCUCCACCGGUAUCUGAGGCACCCGAGAUCCCGCGCUUCAACCCUCACGACCCGUCCUACACCCCUGCUGAGAAGGCCCACCUGAAGCGUGAGGCCAUUAGGGCUAAGAAGAAGUUGGCCGAGAUGCACAGCCUGCGCAUGGACGCGCUCUACAAGCUGUCUAUCGCCAACAACAUGAGGGACGAGGUCUUCUGGUUCCCUCACAACAUGGACUUCAGAGGGCGCACCUACCCCUGCCCGCCGUACUUCAACCAUCUCGGAAGCGACGUAACCCGAGCCAUAUUGCUGUUUGCUGAGGGGAAGCCACUGGGUCCGAAAGGUUUGGAUUGGUUGAAGAUCCACCUGGUAAACCUCACAGGUCUUAAAAAACGCAGUUCUCUGGAGGGAAGGCUGGAGUAUGCCAACACCAUUAUGGAGGACAUCCUGGAUUCAGCCGACAAUCCUUUAACAGGCAGGAAGUGGUGGAUGAAUGCUGAUGAGCCCUGGCAGACUCUGGCCUGCUGUAUGGAGAUAACCAAUGCCUCCAGAUUACCCGACCCAACCCAGUUCAUCUCCCAUUUCCCAGUACAUCAGGAUGGUUCCUGUAACGGCCUUCAGCACUACGCUGCUUUGGGCCGUGAUGUUAUUGGGGCUACAUCGGUGAACUUAAUGCCGUGUGAAUUACCACAGGACGUCUACAGUAGUGUUGCACAGCAGGUGGAGGAGUUUCGGGUAAGAGAUGCUGCUAAGGGCAUGAAGAUCGCUCAAGUGCUGGAGGGCUUCAUCAGCAGGAAGGUGGUGAAGCAAACUGUGAUGACUGUGGUCUAUGGAGUGACCCGCUAUGGAGGCCGGCUGCAGAUCGAGAAGCGCCUCAAAGAGAUCGAUGAUUUUCCUAAGGAGUACCUAUGGGAUGCCUCUCACUACCUGGUGCAUCAGGUCUUCAGCAGCUUAAAAGAAAUGUUUACUGGUACCAGAGAGAUCCAGGACUGGCUAACGGAAAGUGCUCGGCUAAUUGCUAAGUCCGGCAGCACAGUAGAGUGGGUGACCCCUCUGGGACUGCCUAUCGUCCAGCCCUACCACCGCACCAAGAACCAUGUGCUGAAGAGCAACAUUCAGUUCCUGAGUCUUCAAAUCAGCCACGAUGCCCAGGAGAGACCAGACACAGUAAAGCAGAAAAAUGCAUUUCCUCCCAACUUCAUUCACUCGCUGGAUUCAACUCAUAUGAUGCUCACUGCUCUCAACUGUUACAGUGCCGGUCUGACAUUCGUAUCAGUGCACGACUGUUACUGGACACACGCUUUGACAGUGGACACGAUGAAUAAGGUGUGCCGGGAGCAGUUCGUAGCUCUACACAGUGAACCCAUCCUGCACGACCUUUCCAAGUUCCUGCUGAAUAAAUACUGUUCAGGACCACCGGGCGACUCCAGGAAUAAGAAGUUUCUGGAGUACUGGAAGAUGAUGCAGCUGCUGGGAAAAGUUCCAGAAACAAGUGACUUUGAUCUGCAAAGAGUGAAGGAAUCCACAUAUUUCUUCAGCUGAUGUGAAUAAUGAACACCUGAGGUUGUACUGCAGUGUAGAUGCACUCUUUGUUGUGCACAGAAACUGGCAUAUAUGCCCUGGUCCUGCAGACUGGCGGCUGGUGUUGCUACUGCAGCCCUUACAGCGUCUCCACAAGGUGCUGGUGACACAGUGAGGUGCUGUCAGCUUCUAAAGGAGACUCAGCAGGGUUCUGAUCACACAGCAGGCUGAUUAAAUACAGACCAGAUACUCGUCGAUAUUCUACACCCGAUGGUCUUCUCUACCAUGUGCUUUCUUCAUUACCCAGUAUCCUUCACUGCCUGCUGCUUCCACACUCAGACAGAAGAACAGGAAAAAUCUGGAUAAAGUUUGGCUAUCACUAGUGCUAUGAUCAGAAUAAAAUGAUGUAAUAGGACGUAUUAGGCACUUAAUAUGAUGACAUUUUGCAAAACAUCUAUGUUUCUGUUUUGGAGUUGUGUAAUAUAGAAUCAGAAUGUAUAAAUGUUGAUAAA
Messenger RNA from Trichomycterus rosablanca, 4412 nucleotides. RefSeq names its product polymerase (RNA) mitochondrial (DNA directed) (gene polrmt). The transcript is spliced from 21 exons. Gene Ontology annotation, biological process: mitochondrial transcription. The record is from RefSeq and is a predicted model, not a curated record. Gene Ontology annotation, cellular component: mitochondrial DNA-directed RNA polymerase complex. NCBI's taxonomy places the organism in Eukaryota, Metazoa, Chordata, Actinopteri, Siluriformes, Trichomycteridae. Gene Ontology annotation, molecular function: mitochondrial promoter sequence-specific DNA binding; DNA-directed RNA polymerase activity; protein binding.